AUGUUCUUGGCUCGUAUAUUGAGUCUCUGGGCUGUAGUGACUGUAGUUGCAUCGCAGGAAAUGCCGUCGUGCGCGGCCUCAUGCAUGGAAAAAGGCAUCGUGGAUUCAUCCUGCUCCCCGACAGAUACACGCUGCAUCUGCGAAGACCCGGCUCUGCUGGAAAACAUCAGUGGCUGUAUUCUGGGGGCAUGCACGGUGAAAGAAGCGCUGACAUCGCAGAAUGCUUCGAAUACAAUGUGCGGAGUCGAGCCUCGCGAUAUCUCUCACAUCACGCCCAUCGUCACAAGUGUGUUUAUGAGCCUUGCGAUAGCUGCCACGGUUGUUCGGUGCUGGGAGUCGCGCCGGCACUUUGGGCCAGAGGAUGUUUUUGCUAUAUUGGCAUUGGUAUGGCACCAUGGCUAUGGAAAGGAUAUCUGGACGCUUCCAUUCGACAACAUUACGCGCAUCGUGAAGUUCACAUGGAUCCUGCAACUCUGCUACACGCCUGCCCUCGCCUCUACGAAAAUGGCCUUCUUGUGUCUGUAUCUGCGCCUCUUUCCGAGCGAAGGCAUCCGCCGCGCCAACUGGGUGCUGAUUGCUAUCAACAUCGUUUACUUCUUCGUCUUCACCUUCGGGAUUGCUUUCAACUGUCUUCCUGUCACGUACAUCUGGAACAAGUGGCACGGCGAAGCUAAGGGAUCAUGCCUCAACUUCAACAUAUUUGGUAUUUGCAACGCGGCAGUGAACAUUGCUCUUGACCUGGCGGUUAUUGGCCUCCCGCUCCACAAGAUAGCAGGGCUUUCUGUGAGCUGGUCGAGGAAGAUUAUGCUCUUGUGGAUGUUCGGUCUUGGAUUCUUUAUAACGAUAGUCAGUAUCCUGCGGCUCAGAGUCGUCAUCACCUAUGGAACAACCACCAACGCUACAUAUGAUACUGUCCCAACUUCCUACUGGUCUAUAAUUGAAUGCUUCACCGGCAUCGUCUGCAUCAAUCUGCCUCCGAUCCGUCGGUUAUACCGCAAAAUCGCCCACCUCUGCUUCGGAUCCCCGUAUACAGAAGAAGAGCAACUCUAUCGGGAUAUCACUCCAGGACGCUCGUCGUCUAGGAGGAGGAGGAGGAGGUCGCCUCUCGAGCUGUCGGUAUUGGGGACGAUAGAUACCACGAUUCGCCGCGAGAGCCCUGACAGGGAUACCGAGUACCUAAAACGUCCCGCCGCUCGUGAGCGAUGA
Messenger RNA from Aspergillus versicolor CBS 583.65, 1206 nucleotides. Its product is annotated as CFEM domain-containing protein. The coding region runs from base 1 to 1206 and encodes 401 amino acids. The record is from RefSeq and is a predicted model, not a curated record. Lineage: Eukaryota; Fungi; Ascomycota; Eurotiomycetes; Eurotiales; Aspergillaceae. The transcript has 8 exons.